This is a messenger RNA of Mycetomoellerius zeteki, 7943 nucleotides long. Its product is annotated as 1-phosphatidylinositol 4,5-bisphosphate phosphodiesterase epsilon-1. Gene Ontology annotation, molecular function: phosphatidylinositol-4,5-bisphosphate phospholipase C activity. Gene Ontology annotation, biological process: phosphatidylinositol-mediated signaling; release of sequestered calcium ion into cytosol; phosphatidylinositol metabolic process. NCBI's taxonomy places the organism in Eukaryota, Metazoa, Arthropoda, Insecta, Hymenoptera, Formicidae. The record is from RefSeq and is a predicted model, not a curated record.
GGAGAAGCGGCCGCAGCCGCAGCCGCCUCGGAGCUCUGAGGAGCUGGAGGAUCUGCAUAAGCUGCUGCACUUCCCCGAGGAGGUGGCGCUCAGGUUGACGGAAAGCGAGUACCAGCUAUUCUACCAGGUACCACCACACGAGUACCUAAGGCACGUGGCACAGGAUCAAACCACGUUGCAGAAACCACCUGCCAGGCCACCCCCGUCGCCGAGUCGCAGCUGCAGCAACCCCAGCACCAUCAACAGCUCGACCCAAACCGAGGACGAAUCAGCCUGGCCUGUUGCCACGGUGUACUCUACCGUGCAGAUCCUCAUCGAUCGUUUUAAUGAGGUAAGCUCAUGGGCCACCCACGCGAUCAGCAGCUGUGCCACGGUAGAAGAACGGCAGGCAGUGCUGUCCUGUCUUCUACGCGUCGCGCUAACCUGUUGGAAUACCGGAAACUUUAAUUCAGCUAUGGAGAUAAUUGCCGGUCUGAAGUCCAACAAGCUGAAGCCGAUUUGGCAAGAACGAGGCAUGAACGAGCGCAUACCGGUCAUGGAGUAUCUCUCCUCCGCCCUUUUGUCUUCCGAAUACGAACAUGCGCUUGCUCGCGCUCUCGCGAUGCCGGAAUGCCCGGUGGUGCCAUUCUUCGGGGCUUUCCUGCGCGAGCUGCGGGAAGUUAUCGCGUGCGAUAUAAAGCCCCAGCCCGAGUUCAAGGAAAAUCGCGAAUCACCACGUGUUAGCAUUAAGGAGAGCGAACCUCAAGAACACGUGCCUUCCUCUGCGCCGGUCGCCAGGAUCGCCGUCGAGAGUAACACAGAGACGCCGUCGGGAUGGAGUUCAAGGAGCGGCUCUUUGAACAAACCGGAGAACCCCAUCGCACCAGUCCACGAUACAAAUUCCGUUCUCGACAAAGUCGCGCUCUUUCACAAGCAUCGACAUGCUCGUGGCAGAGACGCGACUACUGGUUCCCUUCAUCGCACCCUGAGCGUUCACACGACCGCAAUUGAGCAAACCUACAUGGCGGAGGAAUGCGACGAGAAUGACUAUCAUCUUGAUUUAGACUCCUACAAACCCGUGCAGCCGCUCAAGAUCGACCACGGAGUCGCUUUGUUUCCCGUUGCCGCGCCACACACUGGCAUGGAUCUUCAUCUUCUGCAGGUGUUACAUCAUGGCACGACGUUGGUGCAUUGGGACUGUGAGGGUGGUACCUCGAGAACAGCAUUGGUGUUCGCGCGCGUCGAUCGCGCUUGUGGCACUUUCGUGUGGGAAAAGCCACCCUGGAGUCCUCUAAAAACGGCGCAAGUUGGAAGUACCGCUCCUACAGAGGUUUCGCUAACCACAAACCCGGAGGAUGCGAUACCAGCGGGCCUAGUCGGCAGGUACACGCAGCAGCAGGCUGACUGCGCUUCUGUCACUUUGGAGGAGGGAUAUCUCGACCUGGGAUCGGUGAAAGAGAUAAUGAUCGGCUGUUGCGAUCGCGAUCGAGAGGCUGAUCUCAGGAGCAUCUGCAAGAGAUACGGCCUACCUGGCUCCGACUGCUGCAUCGGCCUUAUGUAUGGCUCCAAUCUUCCGGACAAUCGACUGAUCUUCCUACUUUGCCCUCCCGCUCUUAGCAAAAUAUGGUACAUGGGAUUGUGUUGGAUAUUGCGAGGCCUCAAACGACAACAACAGUUAACAGAUCGUAGAUCGCGCUGGUUGAAAGAAAAAUAUCUUCAGUUAUACUUUUCCUACUUGGAACAGCCGAUAGAAGGCUUGGAACAGCCGACGACAGCCGACGCUAUUCGCAUUUUCGGCGGUCGCGACUGGUCUAUGACAGAAAGUGUUGGCACGCUGUCUCCAACGAGCAGCAGCACUCUACGCAGACGAAAUGUUAAAGGCAAAAAGACAAAAUCGAUCGGCAACAUUCAUGCUUUAACCAAGGAUCUGAGUAUAAAACAGUACGACUCCUCGACCUCGGAUGGAGGUCUGUGCGCUACACCUCUUCGUCAUAUCGCUGGAAGCAGAGAAUCUUUAACGAGAAUCCUGCCAGCAUCACCCAGAACAAGCCGAGACCGAAUCCCGCCACGUAGUCCACCCGGUUCCGCCGACCGUAUCACUUCCAACUUGUCUUACUCCGCUUUUCAAAGUUUGUUAUGUGUCGCCAGAGAAAAGGACAAGAACGGAUCUGGUGGUAUAGGAGGCUUAGAGGCUCCUUGGCACAUAAAAGCACGUACUACCUCGAUCAUGUACGAGACACAAUUGAACUUUGUGGAGUUCGUCGCGCUUUUCCGAUCGUUCAGCUUACGAGCCAGAAAAGAUUUGCGUGAUCUGUUCGGCCAAUUAGCAAUAACAUGUCGUAGCCAGAGUGAUGGAUCAUUAAGGGACUUUAACAUUCGCCCGGUGGUACUCAGACAGACUAGUGAUGCCACUCCACAAAGAAUCGGUUUAUUGACGAGAAACAACUCUAUUGACUGUCACGAAUACAAGACGGGCAGCAACCUACAAAAAAAGCAGAUCUUUGAUGCUGUCGCGGCGGCUAGUAUAAUCAAUAAUUGCUCGGGCGUGGAUACGUCAAAAUCCCAAGUAAUUACUCUAGCAACAUUUACGAAAUUUCUGGAAUCUCGGCAGCAGGAAAAGUUGAGUGACGACGAAAUCAAGGCGUUGAUCAAGAGGCACGAACCGGAUCCGGCACUUCGCACACAGUGGUGUUUGUCUUUCGAGGGUUUUGCACGGUAUAUGAUGGACAAGGACAAUUAUGCCUUCCCGAACGAAUAUGCAACACCGUCCGAAACCGAAAUGCAGCAGCCUCUGUCGCAAUAUUACAUUGCAAGUUCCCACAACACGUAUUUAACCGGACAUCAACUGAAAGGAGAGUCCUCCGUACAGUUAUAUUCGCAGGUGCUUUUAACCGGAUGUCGCUGUGUAGAGCUCGAUUGUUGGGACGGUGAUGAUGGAUCACCAUUGAUUUAUCAUGGUCACACUUUCACUACAAAAAUACCAUUUCGCUCGGUUGUGGAAGCGAUAGAUCGAAGCGCCUUUGUCAGUUCUCCUUAUCCCAUAAUCCUUUCCAUCGAGAAUCACUGUUCGCCAAGUCAGCAAGCUCGUAUGGCUCAAAUAUUUCAGUCCGUUUUUGGCGAGAAAUUGGUGACGAAAUUUCUCUUCGAGUCCGACUUCAGUGACGAUCCUCAACUGCCUUCGCCUUCGCAACUUCGUUACCGAAUCUUGAUAAAAAAUAAGAAGUUGGUGAUUGAUCCUGCCGGUCCCUUGUCACACACACCCCUUAGUCAUCGCGGGAAAAUGCUCAUAACGGAUCGCGCAUCUUCCAUGAAGCAAAUGCGGACUGAUGUAAGCAGCACAUCAGUCGUCGAAUAUUUUAGCGAGGAUGAAGACGAUGAAGAGGAUGACGACGAGGAUGACAACAUCGAUGAUAAUUCGAUUUCGAGCUACGAGAGAUAUCUGGGUGGCGGCCAAGUGCCGCACGGUCGUUUAAAAUCGGAUCCAGGGGUGGACGACAAGACGCAAAAACAAAGCAGCCAAAUAGCCAAGGAGCUGUCGGACUUGGUAAUUUAUCUGCAGGCGAUUAAAUUUCGCGGACUAAAUACCAUGCCAGCCGGACCGGGAAAAAUACGCCAUCAAUCGCAUACAGGACCAGUUCAGAGGCACAGCAUCGCCGGUAUAGGACCCAGCAGUAUAGCUUCCUCAUCAGGUUCGCCGCAAUCACUUUCAACGUCCGCCUCGAUCGCAAGCGGCGGUAGCAACAUCGAUAAUAUCUUCAGAUCCACUCGCGGAAUGCCAGCCUGCUUCCAAUGUUCAUCUCUGAACGAAAGCUCGGCGAAGAAAAUCUGUAGGAAACAACCAUUAGGCGUAGUCGCCAUGCUGAAACAUGCGUUAAAUUAUCAAACUGAUGACGCGGGAUUAAAUCUGAACUCAGCCAUGUUUGAGCAAAGCGGUCAAUGCGGAUAUGUUAGAAAACCUUCAGUGAUGUGGGAUAAAGGACAUAUGAUGUACAGACGAUUCAACCCUUGGGACAAAGAAUUCGACGGGCUGCAUUCUGCGCAUUUAAGUCUAUCAAUAGUCUCAGGACAAUACGUUUCGGUUACGAACUUCGUCACCAGCACGUACGUUGAGGUCGAGUUGGUCGGUAUACCGAUCGAUUGCGCGAAACACAAAACAAAGGUGAUCCAGAACAAUGCGUUGAAUCCCAUCUGGAACGAAAAAUUCUGCUUCCAAGUGAUGUUCAAGGAUCUUGCCUUCCUACGUUUCGGUGUUAUCGAGGCGAGCUCUCAUCACGUGAUCGCGCAACGCGUAAUACCGCUUAAAUGUCUACGACCUGGCUAUCGACACGUACGAUUACGAUCUUGUAAAAACAAGCCAUUAGCCCUUUCUACGCUUUUUAUCUAUUCCCGCUUAGAGGAGGAGAGUUUGGACUAUAACACCUGCUGCCGCGAUCAUAAAGAGUCAUCUAAGCGUCUCUCGUCGAGCAAAGAGCCUGAGAAACUGAGCACCGUUGAUCCCGGAUCCCUGGGUGGUGUCACCUUGAAGAGACGAAUGUUCUUCCUGAUGGUUUAUCACGUGAUACCAGACGAGCCGUAUACCAUUCUGAAAGUGACCCAGGAGAGUACUACGCAAGAAGUGAUGCUACAGGCGUUGCAGAAGGCCGGGAUAUCGCCGGAUCAUGUAGAUGAGUACAUUUUGGUAGAGGAAGUGUCCCGCGGAUGGGAGAAAAGAGACAAGGAAGAACUACCGACUCAACGUGUGCUGGACCCUACAGAACAUCCCCUUCAAGCACAGGCCCUAUGGAAAGGGCAAGGUCGCUUCCUGUUGAAGCGAGUAGGCGACGAUCCAAGCAGUAGAGCGUGGCUCGCCUCUAUCAGGAGCACGGCCGGCCACUCGAAGCUCAACGAUUCCAACACGAGGGACCAAUCCACUCACAUAUGGGACGAGGCAGACACCUUUCUAGUCUGCAUUUAUAACGUCUCACCGGAGAUCCCUUAUGCGAUUCUACGUGUGCCGAUAAGCAGCUCGGCUCAGGACGUGUUAGCGCAAGCUCUGAUAAAGGCCAGAAGAAUGGAGAACCCAACCAAGUUUGCCUUGGUCGAGGAGCUGGAAUGGGGUGGUGCGGGCGCUGUCGGAAGCGGAAAUCGUCAGUUAAGAGUAUUGAGCGACGAUGAAAAUGUUUACACCACGCAAGCCUUUUGGAAAACUCUCGGCAGGUUUAUCCUCAGAGAAAGAGAACAAGCGAUUCCGAGACGGAACUUGUUGCCAGCGACCCUCGAUAGACUCAGUAAGGGAUUUUCUGUGGGCAGAUCGGUGUCCCUGCCAGGAUCCAGCAAAGAAAAGGUGCCUGUUUCGGAAGCACUGUCGGACCCCACUUCUAGAGGCCUGAGACAUCGGCUAAUGAUGUCGGGACGUAGACGAGAAGUUCAUUCUGAUGGAGAAGAUACGCGUGAAUCUGACAUACUGAAUGUUGCUUUUCAAUUGAAGAAGGUCUCGUUCAGAAAAUUGAUGAGCUGGAAGUCAUAGUGGCAGUCAAGGGCGUCGUCGAUAUCAUCGAUCUUCGCCGCUCGGAGAAGUCACCCGUAAGCUCGUAGUCCAAUUACUAUGAUCAGAAAUUAGUUCUGGUCUCGCGAAACAUUUUUCAUGCCGACGAUCCUGUCGAGGUGCGAUCUCAAACUAAAAGAAGAGCUUCGGAGAGCUGAAAGAUUUCACUUUGUCAAGAAUUUAUGUAAUACAAGCGUCACACGGACGAUUAAACAAGUUAGAAUCUGUAAGUCGUUAAGCCGAAUGAUAGAACAAGUGGUACGAUCAGAAUAGUUAAAUAUCUAUCGCGAUACUAAAGAAAUAUCAGACAACGUGUUUCAUCACUGAUUAUUGUGAUAAUUAUUACGCAAAAAAAAAUAUUGGAGAAAUUUCCUAUUUCUCCAAUAGGAAAAGAAAAAAAAUCAAUUUCUUCGGGAAAGAGCAGAAUAACUUUUUGGGAAAUAAUGUCUGGAAAACAACGCGACAUUGUUAAACUCGAUUAUCUCUACGAUAUUUGAGUGAAAUAUUGAAUGAGAUGAAAUCGCCAUCACUGCAGAAAAUAACUUCGGCAAAUCGAAUUUUUCAAAGAGGACCGAACGAUACCGACAUGGAGAUUAUUAUGCCGCCAUUUUCAAAGAUUUUUCAAGAGUUUUAAAAAAGAUAUAGCAUACCUAAACUAACGAUGUAGUACAAUCAUUAAGUGGCAAAGCGACGAUUCUUAAAUCCCUUAAAUUCGCAUGAAAGCCAAGCAUCAUAUUGGAUUUUGUUACGUGACAGUAAAUUUGUAUCAGACGCGGAUUGAUGCUGCAGCUUCCGUUAGAGACGCGCUGGCGCGUCGAAAAAAAAAUUACAUAUCGCGCCUGAUUUUAUUAUUUUUGUACAACGAAAGAAGGAGGGAGAUCGCACCGAGCGAUCUCUAAACAUUUUGCCAAACGACAAUUCUAAGUGAUUUCUAGAUCCGCGACAUAUUCGUAAUGUUUAGACGUAUUGGAAGUGCUUCCCUGUUCGAACGUGUUUCCGUUUGAAAUAUAUCGGAUCCGCCUUCGUCUAAUCGAUAUAUCGCAUCUCCAAAGAAAUUACGUAGCUUCAUGUGACUUCUCGUCAUUCGUAAGCAUCAUUUUUAUCAUUUACGUCGUACCUGAGGUUUUCCAAUGAUACAAGAGUUACGCUUUCGCGUAAAAGCUCUGUAAUAAAGUUAUAUAUCGCUGUUAUCGCACUUUGUUUGUUCGCUCUAUUAAUGUUAAUAAUUUCUUUCUGCGUCUAGUCAACCAUGUGAUAAGGAAUUUGAGUAUAGAAUCCGAUGAGAAUAUCAUAAUGUAUAUUGGGAGUUGCUACUUAAAGAACGUAUUUACUAUACAUAUAUUGUUAACGCUAGAGGGUAGAUCGGUGUUGCAUUCUCGAUUACCGUCCCUCUCUCCUGACUGUUUUAGCGAGCGUAUGUAUACGUAGACUGUAAAUACGAGACCAAGGAGUGUCGAUGGAAUGGGAAAACCGCGUCCGAAUGUGCUAUUGCUCUAUUCGAUUAUUUUUUCACGUGACAAGGCAUUCGCGCGUCGACGAUCUUCGUCGCACACUCGAAGCCAGCAGCCUAAUUUUAUGAAAAAUAAUUUCGCUAAUAACAUUAAUUAAUUAAUUAAUGAGAAACAAUAUGGAAUCUGACGUCGCAAACCAGUGAGGUCGCGAGAUAGCCUUGCCCCGUCUUCCACGUCCGAAUCGUUCCAAAUAUUUUAUAUUUUUUCGAGACGGCCCCGCAGACUGACUUUUUAGGCGAACCUAUAUGACACGAAAACGCCGGGAUUUUUUAAUAUUGUGAAAAAAAUAUAGAAAUAUAUACACUAUAGUCAUAUCUUUCUCCGAGAUGCUUCGCGACGUCACUGGGGACUCUGUAUAUUUUUGGAUACCACUUCCUUCCUUACCCUUCAUAUCUUUCCGAAAAUACGUAAUCAUAUCACAUAUCCACGUAAGAGACCAAAUACGCGAAACUGAUAAACAGAAGAAACGAGAAACAAACACACCGGGCAAUUACAUUUGUACACAUAUCUCUGAUUGUGAGUAAGUAAAACAAAUGAAAUAAAAAAAACAUUAUUUGAUAGAUAAAAGAAAUAUCAUUUGAUAGAGUACAAAAGAGAAUAGAUCAGUGCGACCCGAAAACAGUUGUUUUAUUUGCUAACUGUGGAAAGAAAAAUAAAAACAAUCUGAUUAGUCCGAUUUGUAGAUCAAAUUUCUGAAGAAAAAUAUGAAAAAAUAAACAAAUUGUAUUUAUAAUAUCCCGUUAGUUACUGCAAUCGUUAUAAAACUUUCAGAAACAUGCUGACCAAUAUGUUAUUUACUAUCACUACUACCAACGCAUUUGACAAUAUUGCGAGUAGUAAGGUGAUCAUACGUCCCAUUUCUCCAAAAUGUAUUUUUCGUUGCUUGCAAUGUUUUUGUAUUUAUGAAAGUAAAUUUCAUUUGACAUAUA